Messenger RNA from Medioppia subpectinata, 624 nucleotides. The record is from the annotation of a GenBank genome assembly. NCBI's taxonomy places the organism in Eukaryota, Metazoa, Arthropoda, Arachnida, Sarcoptiformes, Oppiidae.
GAUAAUAAGAACUCUUUGGCUCAUUUGUCCACAUGUUGUGGAAGUCCCGCUUACGCGGCGCCGGAACUACUUCAAGGACCCCACUAUUCGGGACCGGCUGUCGAUGUCUGGAGCGCUGGUGUCCUCUUGUUUGCGCUUUUGGUCGGAAGGCUUCCCUUCGAUGACGAGAAUAUCGGCGCUCUUUAUAAGAAAAUACAGAGUGGAUUUUAUCGAAUGCCUGAUUGGCUGUCAUCCGACGCUAAAGAUCUGAUCCGAUCGAUGCUUAAGACAAAUCCAAUGGAACGCAUCACUAUUGAGAAGAUAUUAAUCCACCCGUGGCUGAGAGAUGUGAUGAUUGACAACAAGACAACCGUUCAGGUGAUGAAAUCAAAUCUGGACGAAGAAGUCUUCUUCAAAUGCCACCGACUCUUCCCUGACGUUCCUCUCAAAGAGUUGCGACAAAACAUUUUGCAUGGAUUUGGUUAUCAAACGUCCUGUUAUUGGCUCUUGAAAAUGAACGCCAAUUCUGUUGAGCCAUUGCCAAUGUUUGCCAUUAAAUCGCCGCUCAAUAAGACAUCUGUUCAAAGACGGCGUUCAAAGAGUUUGGACGAACCCAUCAAUAAUGAAAAUAGUAUUAAUUUUUAG